Messenger RNA from Molossus molossus (Pallas's mastiff bat), 1992 nucleotides. Its product is annotated as ATPase PAAT-like. Lineage: Eukaryota; Metazoa; Chordata; Mammalia; Chiroptera; Molossidae. The record is from RefSeq and is a predicted model, not a curated record. The transcript has 6 exons. Bases 16 to 1350 code for a protein of 444 amino acids.
CCUGCGGGUGGCCGAAUGGAGACCCGGACGGAGGACGAGCGGUUGGCCCGCCGCCCGACGCUGGCCUCUUCCUGGGAUGCGGCAGGCGGGGCCCUGGACCAGCGCCUCCGGGUCUCCGCAGCGGGACUGGGCGGCCGGGACCUGGACUGGGACGAGCUGCUGGCGCCGCCGGCCCCGGGCCAGGAUCUGGCGGUGCUGAAGCGGAGCCCGGGGAGCCGCGGCGAGGAGCCCUGCUGCCUGCACCUGGCCUGCGACCCCGACGGCGGCGCGCAGGUCGGGGCGGUGGGCGUCCUGAGCUCGGCCCGGAACAUGGAGGUGUACGUGGGCGCCGAGUACUGCGGCACCGGCAGGGGCAGCAGCGUCGGCACCGUCCUGGACCGCAGAGAACAUGAAAACAUUAUCUUAUACAAAAAAUAUCUGAAAUUGGAGUCCUCCGCACAUGCUUGUAAAGUAAAGUUGCUGUCCUUCGGUGAAAAGCAGUGUGUGUUCGUCAGUCACGUCGUGGUGCACGUACAGCCCGUUUCAGCAAAUUCCUCAGCGAGCUCCCCUGCUCUGGGGUCCAGGGUGGACCUGGAGAGGGUCCAGACCAUGGUGGAGUCCAUGGGGUCACCGUUGUCACCUGGAGCUCAGCAACUGAUGAGAAUGGUUAGAUUCCAGCAGCAGAGCGGCGUCCCCAUCGGAGAGCAGCUGCAGUCGGUGUUGGGAAAUGCUGCGCAGCGGAUGGCGGGUCUGCAGUCGUCUUCGCCCCUAGGGGCCAUGGACGGGUUGUCCCCCAGCCCUUCCCCCUGCAGAGCUGCGUUGCCCGCGGGAAGGCUGGAGGAAGGCCUGGCAGCUGGCACUGAUGGGCGGUCAGGCCCCCCCGGGGAGGCACUCAGGACAGCCCUCGGGCAGUGGGAACCUCUGCCACAGGAGCGGGCUCUUCCUCCGAGCGCCCGUGAGCACGCGGUGUCUGCCUUGGUCCCCGAGCGAGCCGGCGGCCGCUCCGGUCCCCCGCCGGCGGACGUGCUGUCUCUCCUCCAGAGCCUGUGUGGCCAGGCGAGCCGUCUCCGUGUGGAGCCCCACCGCGAGUGGCCGGGACCCGGCCCCAAGCCCCGGGACGGCCUCGUGGAUGCUGCGAUGGGAGAACAGCCUGUGUGCUCCUACUUGGAAAAGAUUCUCUCUAAGAACAUGGAACGGCUGGAGAAGCAGCUCGCAGACUACAUUGACCAGCGAAUAUAUAGACUCCAGGAGCACUUUGAUAAUAAGAUUGCUUUGUUGAUGGACUUGCUGCAAAGCCCCAGCUCGCCACCCCAUGGGCUGCCUCUCAGACAUUACGACUCUGGAGAGACUCUUUCAAAUGGGGAGCGAUAAGUGCUCAGCAGGCAAGGUGCCCACAGGUGUUUCUUACGUGUUGACGACAAAGCUGAGACCCGCAGCUCGAACCGGUGCUCAGUGUCCCUGCGGGAACGUGACCUCAGCGUCCACUGUGCCUGCGCUUGUGACUGCAGACCCGGUGCUGUGGGUGAGCGUGAGCGUGAUGGGUCCGAGUUACCUCGUUUGCACCGUGUUCACUGGACAGAAAUGUACGUGCCCGUCUGUGUUGUGUCGGGGUUUAAAAUCUUUAGGGAUUUCCGUAUGGUUUGUUAGUGCAUAUUGGAUAUGUAUUUGAACUAUUGUUUUUAUUUAUUAUUUGACCUUAUGUUUUAGGGAUAUGGAUACUUGCUUAGAGUAUUUGAUUUUUUUUUUCUUUUUCAAAUUGGUUAUUCUUGGAAAAUCUGGUGCUUAUGACUUGCUACCUUUAAUUUCAGAUCACCAAAUUAAAUUUCAUCUUGUUUAUCUCAAUACAAACUGGAAAGUGCUAUUUGACCUUUGUAAAAUUAGUUAAAUUAGGGUCAUUUAUUUCAUUUUCUGUCAUAUUGUGGCUAUAAAUAGGAAAGUAAAAAUCAAAACUGGCCUAUUCUUUGUUAGAAUUGUUUCUUUAGAUUUAGUGAUUGAUACUGAACAAGAGAAGUU